Molecule: messenger RNA, 2043 nt
Organism: Musa acuminata subsp. malaccensis (wild Malaysian banana)
Lineage: Eukaryota; Viridiplantae; Streptophyta; Magnoliopsida; Zingiberales; Musaceae
Product: protein DETOXIFICATION 48-like
Biological process (GO): xenobiotic detoxification by transmembrane export across the plasma membrane
Cellular component (GO): membrane
Molecular function (GO): xenobiotic transmembrane transporter activity; antiporter activity
Source: RefSeq, a predicted model, not a curated record
UUCAGUGAGGACAAGGAAACACCAUCCACUAUGUGCAACACCUCACCUUCCUCUCCUCUCUCUUUCUCCCACUCUAAUAAGUCCCACCUCUUUGCCACCAAUAAACUCAUGGAGGAUCCUCCUCUUGACCCCCUUCAAGAUCUCCAAAGAUGGCCUACACCUUCACAGGUGGUGGAGGAAAUGAGAGCCAUAGGGAAGAUAUCCAUACCUACGGCUUUAACAGGCCUGAUCAUCUACUCCCGUGCCAUGGUGUCGAUGCUGUUUCUUGGUCACCUCGGCGAGCUCGAGCUGGCAGCUGGCUCUCUCUCCAUCGGGUUCGCCAACAUCACCGGCUACUCGGUCCUCUCCGGCCUUGCCAUGGGCAUGGAGCCCAUCUGCGGCCAGGCCUUCGGUGCCAAGCAGCGCAAAAUCCUGGGCCUCACCCUCCAGAGAACCAUUCUCCUCCUCCUUUCCACCUCCGUGCCCGUCUCCUUCCUCUGGCUCAACAUGAGGAGGAUUCUUCUGUGGUGUGGGCAGGACGAGCAGAUAUCCUCGACGGCGCAGACCUUCAUCGCCUUCGCCAUCCCCGACCUCCUCUUCUUGUCGUUCCUCCACCCUAUCAGAAUCUAUCUGAGGUCUCAGAACAUCACCUUGCCGGUCACCUACUGCUCGUUCGUCUCGGUCGUCCUCCACGUGCCAUUGAACUAUCUCCUCGUGGUGCGCUUGAAGAUGGGCAUCGCCGGCGUGGCCGUGGCAAUGGUGUGGACUAAUCUGAAUCUGUUCGUCUGCUUGCUUCUCUUUAUACUGUUCUCGGGCGUGUACAAGGGCUCAUGGGUCAGCCCCAGCACUGACUGCCUCAGGGGGUGGUCGCAGCUGCUUAAACUCGCCAUCCCCACAUGCGUGUCGGUGUGUCUGGAAUGGUGGUGGUACGAGCUGAUGAUAAUGAUGUGCGGCGUCCUCGUCAAUCCCAGAGCCACGGUUGCCUCCAUGGGCAUACUGAUCCAAACGACGUCGCUGGUGUACGUCUUCCCGUCGGCCUUGAGCCUCGGGGUGUCGACCCGGGUGGGCAACGAGCUGGGAGCCAACCGUCCGGCCAGAGCCCGGAGGGCCACCAUCGUGUCGUUGACCGUCGCAGUCGUGCUCGGCCUCGCCGCCAUGGCGUUCACCACUUCGAUGAGGCAUCAGUGGGGGAGGCUGUUCACCGACGACGCGGAGAUACUGGAGCUCACCGCGGUGGCGCUGCCGAUCGCCGGGCUGUGCGAGCUGGGGAACUGCCCGCAGACGACCGGCUGCGGCGUGCUGCGGGGGAGCGCGAGGCCGACCACGGGGGCCAACAUCAACCUCGGCUCGUUCUACCUGGUGGGGACGCCCGUCGCCGUCGUGAUGGGCUUCGUGGUGGGAAUGGGGUUCCCGGGGCUGUGGCUGGGGCUGCUGGCAGCGCAGGCGUCGUGCGCUUCGCUCAUGGCAUACGCCAUCUGCAAGACGGAUUGGAUGGUGGAGGUAGAGAGAGCGAGAGUCCUGACGACAGCAUCCAACUCUUCGUCCUCCGCCUUGUCUUCUUCUUCCUAUUUCAUUUCUACCAGAGUUGACAGCAAUGCCACUACCAUCGACGCACCAGCUGCCACCGAAGAUUCGAAGCAGACAGCAGCAAUCUUGGAAGAGAUCGUGUGCAUUGGCACGGAUGCUGGGAGACAAGCGGCAUCAGAAACAGAUCCAUUCAUUUCCCAAGUGGAGUGAGAAUACGAGUGUGAAUCUUUUUGCCGAGGCCUCUUACAAGCAGCAGCUCUCAGUACUCUCGAGUCCAUCUACUCAUUCCAUUUAGCGUACGGUUUGAGAUUAUACGCGGAACGUAAAAUUUUUGCAUCACUGAGUCCAUCUUGUCAUUCCAUUCCAUUAGCUAAUGCCUGCAACUGCUGCCGGCUAAUUCUUCCUCCCUCCAUGUCUGAUUCCCAUGAAAGGAACAGGUUGUUCCCAUUGGAGAACUAGUUGUUCUUGACUACAAGUCCGUCAUGUACUUACUGAAACUUUUCUCAUGAAAGUCAAUGCAUUAGCAACUUUUUUUAU